GGUCCCCGGUUGAUAACCACUGAUACAGAAAAACCUCUUCAAUCCUGUUUACAUGCUAAUUGUCAUUACUUUGAUAAUCAAGUGUGUGACUGUUUUUGUGUUAUUCACUCAUUCCCAAACUAAAAUAAAGCCACAACACAAAUGGUUCAAUUUAAAUGCAAAAUGCUUGGCGAUUCUACUGAACCUCCCUCAAAUUUGUGAGGAACAUGCCUAAUAUGUCUCCUUUACAGUGUUUCUGACCAACCUAGAGUUUGGGUUCUGCCAGUGUGAGGAACCUUAAAUGGUUCCUCACGUGUCUUUUAAUUUUUUUUUACAGCCUAAGCCUCUAAGAACUUCGAGCUGAUUCUAUAAGUGUUUCAGAGACCUGAAACAUAGAUUCUCCCUAAGUGCAAAAGCACUAAACUUCCUGCAUAACGAGCUGUGGUUACAUAAAGGCAAGCACCAGCUGAGCUUAUGUUCAGUGGUAUCGUGCCCUGAAGUGACACCGCGGAAGGGGAGAAUGGGAGGAGACGGCGGCGGAGGCUGGCCGGUGUUCGGUUUCACCAGCUCACACGUGACCGCGAUGGCUGCUUGUCUGUUCCGUGCAGUGCAUCAUUCCUCUGCCGCCCUGCGAAUGUAGGCUACAUCAGUUCUGUCGCUUCUUUGAACUGUCGGUGCGGAUACUUACCGUCCGCCGAAACGAAAUUCCUCUACGCGUUCAGCCGAACAGCUCACCGGCUGAGAAGAACGACAUUCGGGAGAGAAAUUCAAGCGUCUCUUGGUUCAACUUCCACCAACCAACACAGCGGUAGGAGGAGUCAACAGAAUUCCUAGAAGUAGUUUCCCGCUGCCUGGUGCUCAGCCCUGAACACAGUGCUUUGGCAUCUGUCCUCUCUCUGGCCACAAUUUUUCAUCUUCUUGGUGCUCAUUGAGGAAUCUCACACUGCUCAGAUGCCUGGCAGAGCUGCUUCAUUAGACUUGCUGCCUUUGUGGUCCAGUUCGUUACAUUGUGGUGGAAAAGGUGUUUCUCUCUGGCAUGGCGCUGUUCCUGUGACUGUCUGAUGAGAUUUAAGAUGGAAAAAUCCAGCAGCAGGUCACCGCGUUGGACUGACUCACUCUGACAGGUUUGAACCGAGAGCAUUUUGUGACCUCUGGAGCACGGCAUCUCGAUUCCUCUUGCGUCACAUCGUCCAAGUCAGUCCUCCUGAAAUCUGGUGGAUUGCAAUGAGCUCAGGUCCUCGUGAAGAGUCAAAGCGCUUCCCUGCUGCUACAUAACAUAUCAGUCAAACAGUGCUGGAAUAUACUGCCUCACACACUUCUAUUCCAAGAGAACAUUGGGAUUGUAUCCAGAGUGUUACAUAACACCAAAACAAAUACCUGUGAGCUGUACACUCUGAUCGAAUGGCGUCAUAACCUCUCGUACGCACCCUGGAUCACCAGUCAUUAACCUGUCUCGGUCUUACAGUCACAAUAGUAAGCGUCCACACGGACAAUCGCAGACAAAGCUCUCCUAGUUGGAUUACCAAAAGUAGCUCAUGAUGGGAAAGUAGACAUCUGGCAUCACGGAUAGCCUGCACAGAGGUCUGGGACUCAGUGUUGUAUCUGAGCGUGCCAUGUCUGGAAACGGCAACCCCUGCCCCAGCCCUGGAGGGUUGGGCACUCCUUUAGGGGGCUUCCCUAUGUCGCACUACCCUUACUUCUUUCCUCAUAUGCUAGGAGGGCUCUCCCCUCCAGCACUUCCAGGACUUCCUGUCAGUGGAUACAGCACUCCAUCUCCUGCAACUGUGGAGACCCAGAGCACAAGCUCGGAGGAGAUCGUCCCCAGCCCACCCUCUCCGCCACCUCCCCCACGGGUCUACAAGCCCUGUUUCGUCUGCCAGGACAAGUCCUCGGGCUACCACUAUGGAGUCAGUGCAUGUGAAGGGUGCAAGGGCUUUUUCCGAAGGAGCAUUCAGAAGAACAUGGUGUACACCUGCCACAGAGAGAAGAGCUGCAUCAUCAACAAAGUCACACGAAACCGCUGCCAGUACUGCCGACUGCAGAAGUGCCUGGAAGUGGGCAUGUCUAAAGAAUCAGUUCGAAAUGACCGUAACAAGAGGAAGAAGGAUGAGAAGAAGCAGGAGUGUUCAGAGAGUUACGUCUUAAGUCCUGAUACAGAGCAGAUGAUCGAGCGGGUGAGGAAGGCCCAUCAGGAAACCUUCCCUUCCCUCUGUCAGCUGGGCAAAUACACCACGAACAACAGUGCAGACCACAGGGUCUCUCUGGAUGUUGACCUGUGGGACAAGUUCAGCGAACUCUCUACCAAAUGCAUCAUUAAAACAGUCGAGUUCGCCAAGCAGCUGCCCGGCUUCACCACGCUCACUAUCGCAGAUCAGAUCACUCUCUUAAAGGCCGCCUGUCUUGACAUCCUGAUUCUGCGAAUAUGUACACGCUACACACCGGAUCAGGACACCAUGACAUUUUCAGAUGGUCUGACACUGAAUCGCACGCAGAUGCACAACGCCGGCUUCGGUCCACUGACGGAUCUGGUAUUUGCUUUCGCCAACCAGCUCCUGCCUCUGGAGAUGGAUGAUGCGGAGACUGGGCUUCUUAGCGCCAUCUGUCUGCUGUGUGGAGAUCGGCAGGAUCUGGAGCAGUCGGAUAAGGUAGAUGUGCUUCAGGAGCCGCUGCUGGAGGCCCUAAAGAUCUACGUGAGGAAGAGGAGACCUCAUAAACCACACAUGUUCCCCAAGAUGCUGAUGAAGAUCACAGACCUCAGGAGCAUCAGCGCUAAAGGAGCGGAACGGGUAAUAACGCUGAAAAUGGAGAUCCCCGGCUCCAUGCCUCCACUCAUUCAGGAGAUGCUGGAGAAUUCGGAAGGCCUGGAAGGAGGUAGCGGGGCAAGAGGCGGUGGAGGAGGAGCCCCACCAGGAAGCUGCAGCCCCAGUUUGUCUCCCAGCUCGGCACACAGCAGCCCCUCAGCUCACUCCCCCUGACUCUCACCUCCAGACAGGGCUCCCUACAGAACGAAACUGGUUAAAAACCAGAAAUAAGCCACAGCAGACCAGCGCCAGAGACCAGAAUUCCGGUAGACUUUGAUCCGGGGUGACCGGACCCGAUUCUAACAGUAAAUCUGGCCGGCUUUCAUUAGCUGAAGACCAAUUGAGUUACACACAGGCCGAGCCUGAUCAAAACUCACACAGUCAUUAAAACCCACCAGUGAUUCAGUGACAAGCUUUUCAUGUGGCGGUGGUUCACGAAGGCAGCAGAACAAAUGCCCUGUGUGUGCCGAAGCAGCUCUUUACUGUGUCUUCCCGGCUCUGCUCCCAUCACAGACUGUGAAGGCCCAGGGAAGCUCUCUUCCUCGUCCAAGAGAUGCGUUCUCCGGCCUGUGAUGUUAUUUUAUAAACUUCAAUCCCUUAAAGCAAGCUAAAGGACAUUAGGACGUCAAAUGUCCGCAAGUCAGGGACAUUUUGAACUUUCCAGCUGUUUUGGUUCUGUUUCUUUGUUUUCUUACAAAUGAUAUAUGAAUAUAUGAAAUCUAUAUUGACAGAAAUAUGAGAUUUGAAUUUUUUGUCUUAGGUGGAAUGCAGAACAAUUCUUAUCUUUUCUCUCACUUUUCUCAAGAGUUGAACACGAUUAUGGUCGACCCACUGUUGCGCUCACUCCAAGAUUCACAUCAAGCUCAAGGGCACGUCACACUAGCACUGAAAAUGAUGAGUGUACUUCAAGAAAAGAAGUACGACGGGGUUGAAAUGCUAUUUUGUCCAGAUGAUUUGGAGAUAUGUUAGACUUCAUCAGAAUGAUCAACUUUUGUGGCAGUUUGUGGCAAUGAAAUGAAGUAUGUAAACAAGCAGCUUGUGAUAAAGAUGUGUAUGAGAUCUCUUUUAAAGGAGCAGUAAAUGCCUUUCUGUAGCUUUUUAAUACUGUUUAAUUUACUUUUAAUUUUGUAAUUGUCAACUGUCGAAAGACACGGACACCCCCUUCUACACAGUAUUAUCGGAUUCUAAAAUAAAAAAGGAGAUUUCCAAACAUAAUGACUCGCAGACAAAAACACAAGAUGUAUUUUUUAGCUAAAUGCUCAUGUGAAAACCAUCACAUCAUUUCACAAGUAUUGAGAAUGUUGUAACUGAGCAUUUCACACUGAGCUUCACACCUUUUUUUUCCCCUGCAUCUCAAAUUUGAAUCCCUGUUUGUUAGGUUUGUGUUCAAUCAUCUGUCACGUGUGCUGAGAUGCUUCCACCGCCGCCUCCUCUGUACUUUACAACAUCACUGCCUCUGCUCUCCUGCAACAAUCAUUGAACAAUUGUCAACAACAACAACAACACUGCCUCUGUGUGACAAUCACUUUAAGUACAGCUCACAAACCACUCUGCCUCUGUAACACACUGAUCCCUGCCAGACAUCUGGAUUCAUGAGAGCGCUAGCAUUCACCGAUGUGUGAACACGACUGUCCCCAUAUCUGAACAUGUAUUAGGCCUAAAAAGCAUCAAACAUGGGCUAAAUUCACAAUUCUGAGAUUUAUUUACUAAACUCAUUUUGUUCCAAACUUAAAGAUGUUUUAAACAUUUUUUUUUUUUUCCCCCAUACUAUGAAAGUCAGAGGGGUCAAAUGUUGUUUUGAUCACCAUUUGACUAUCGUUAUAUAAACAUCUUUGAGUUCUGCACAAGAAAGAAAUUGACAGGUUUAGAACAAUGUGAGGAAGAAUAAAUGACACAAUUUUCAUUUUUAGGAGAACUAUUCCUUUCAAUAUGAACAGUAGAUGAAAUGCACCAAUAAAAUGAAAGGGCAUCUCCAUGUGACCCAGUUCUGGUGGAUCAGUGUCAGCAUAUCAUUAUUGUACCAGUUUACAACAGCUCUGCCUCUGCAUCACGUCUGCUGAACCCGUCGCAUGAACCUUUGGCCAGUGCGGUGGGCCGAAAUGACUUCCUCCUCAACAUGUUCUGCUGAGAGAAGUCUGAACCGUUUCACUGCAACUAUGCACACGACAUGCACAGAGCUCGAGUCUAUUCACUUCUCUACCUGUUGUGAAAAUCACAAGCCUCUUCCAGUUGCUCAGUACUGUUCGUUUCAUUUGAUUCUGCAUUCAGUCGCUGCCCAAAGGUUCAUCACUAUUGAGUCAUUCUGCGUCACAGAGCGCAACGGGCCUCUUCUCACUCAAAGGAUGACAAACCGAGAUCUACACGACGUACAGCACAGACCCUGUACUGCUUUAACAGUUGUUAUACAGUCAAACGCACAAAAAUGUUUCUGUUUUGUCAGGUCCCUGGAUGAUAAGAGUAAUGUUUAAUAAAGACUUCUGUUUUGUGUGUG
Megalobrama amblycephala (Wuchang bream) is the source of this 5271-nucleotide messenger RNA. It is a transcript of the gene rarab, whose product is annotated as retinoic acid receptor, alpha b. Gene Ontology annotation, molecular function: RNA polymerase II cis-regulatory region sequence-specific DNA binding; zinc ion binding; nuclear glucocorticoid receptor binding. Gene Ontology annotation, cellular component: nucleus; transcription regulator complex. The transcript has 11 exons. Gene Ontology annotation, biological process: retinoic acid receptor signaling pathway; regulation of transcription by RNA polymerase II; cellular response to corticotropin-releasing hormone stimulus. The record is from RefSeq and is a predicted model, not a curated record. Bases 1593 to 2954 code for a protein of 453 amino acids. NCBI's taxonomy places the organism in Eukaryota, Metazoa, Chordata, Actinopteri, Cypriniformes, Xenocyprididae.